AGCGCAGCUGUUACCCAGAGCAGGAAAGCUGUGGGUGGGCGGGGUCUAAAGAGCGGGUGGGCGGGGGCAGGAUCUAAAAGGAGGGGCGGACUGGGCUGGGGUCUGCUAGGCUUACCCGAGGCCAGAUCCUGUUGGGGCGGGAUCUGCAAGCUGGAAGGAGGCGGUGUUUUUAGGGCAAUGCGGGCGGAGGAAUGGGGGAGGGUCUGGGGGUAAGGAGGCUGGACAGAAGGUUUCGCACGCAGAGAACUCCAGCCCACUCUGGCAGCCAAGGCUCCCGCGGGUGAAGUGAAUACCAUGGGCUCUUGCUCCGGCCGCUGCACUCUUCUUGCGCUCUGCGCUCUGCAGCUGGUCACAGCUCUGGAACGGCAAGUGUUUGACUUCCUGGGUUACCAGUGGGCACCCAUCCUGGCCAACUUCACCCACAUCAUCGUGGUCAUCUUGGGGCUCUUCGGCACCAUUCAAUACCGGCCACGCUACAUUGUGGUGUAUGCUGUAUGGGAAGCUGUUUGGAUUACUUGGAAUGUCUUCAUUAUCUGCUUCUACCUGGAAGUAGGGGGCCUCUCAAAGGACAGUGAACUCUUGACCUUCAACCUCUCUGGGCAUCGUUCCUGGUGGGAAGAGCAUGGGCCAGGCUGUCUUCAUGAGGAGGCAGCCACAGCUGGCCUGGGUGCACUGCAUGGACAGUCCUUGGUGGUGGGUACUGGCUGUGCCAUGGUGCAUAGCUAUGUGGAAGCCCUACACAGUGGCCUGCAGAUCUUGCUAGCGCUCCUGGGUUUCGUCUAUGGUUGCUACGUGGUCAGUGUGCUUACAGAAGAAGAAGACAGCUUUGAUUUCAUUGGUGGAUUUGACCCAUUCCCCCUGUACCAUGUCAAUGAAAAGCCGUCCAGCCUCUUGUCCAAGCAGGCAUAUUUGCCUGCAUAAGUGAGGGAAUGGCUGACCCUGCUCCUACAACCCAGCCUCAGCCAUGGGAACAAUGAGGAGAGUCCAGGCCUGGAGUUGCAGCUCUGCUUCCCUGCCUGCCUAGCAUUUUUCUCAAGUUCACCUUGGAUACCAGUGAGGGGCGGGGGACACUGCAGGCCAGGGUAACUACAACUGUGAAUUUGUAAUUUCUUUUUUUUUUUUCUAAAAAAAAAAAGAAGAAGAAGAAGAAAAGGCACGAGAGACUGUGGAAACAAACAAUUCGCAUCCCUGGUCUCCUUGGACAGCCAGCAGCAAAUCUGGGCAAUUUCCCUAGGAGUCCUCUGGGUGCUCUGUUGUGGGGUUACAAGACCUGCUUCCAGGGGAAGGGCUUGUCAGAGGACAGUAAGAAGGUUCAGCCCCACUAGCAGGUCCCUGUUAUGAGCCACCAAGAUCCAAGAGUGACUAAGGCCUUAAACAAAUACUGCAGUGCCCCAGCUGCAAGGAACCCUACCACUCUCAAGCUAGGAGAGUACCAUGGGUGAAACAUGGAACCUGGGGCUACCACAUAGAUUCCUCUUUGGAGAAAGUAGAUGGCACCACUCAGAAAGAAAGACCCUGGACAAGUGCCCUGAGAACACCUGCCAUGUGAGAAAAUAAACAAGAUUGUCAAAUAAU
Molecule: messenger RNA, 1575 nt
Organism: Mastomys coucha (southern multimammate mouse)
Lineage: Eukaryota; Metazoa; Chordata; Mammalia; Rodentia; Muridae
Gene: Nkain4
Product: sodium/potassium transporting ATPase interacting 4
Exons: 7
Coding region: 295-921 (208 amino acids)
Biological process (GO): regulation of sodium ion transport
Source: RefSeq, a predicted model, not a curated record